Molecule: messenger RNA, 300 nt
Organism: Macadamia integrifolia
Lineage: Eukaryota; Viridiplantae; Streptophyta; Magnoliopsida; Proteales; Proteaceae
Product: protein MNN4-like
Exons: 1
Coding region: 1-300 (99 amino acids)
Source: RefSeq, a predicted model, not a curated record
AUGGAGGAGAAAAAGAAGCUCCCAUCCUUUCCGUCGAACUAUGUCACCCUCCAGCAACUCCAAGAACGGAGGCUCAAAGAACAAGAGCAGAGGCAGAAAGAGAAGGACGAAGAAGAAGAACGGCGAAGAAAGCUUCUUGAAGAGCAGAGACUGAAAGAAGAGCAAGAAAUAGAUAGACAAAAAGAGGAUGAGAAGAGAAAACUUUACGAAACUCAAAAGCUCAAACGAUCGAAGCCAAAAACUCCGGUCGGUCGAAUCGGCGGAACCCCCAAAAUUUCUCGGAGAGAAAACGCCGGAUAG